Molecule: messenger RNA, 4215 nt
Organism: Fusarium musae
Lineage: Eukaryota; Fungi; Ascomycota; Sordariomycetes; Hypocreales; Nectriaceae
Exons: 6
Coding region: 1-4215 (1404 amino acids)
Biological process (GO): transmembrane transport
Cellular component (GO): membrane
Molecular function (GO): ABC-type transporter activity; ATP binding; ATP hydrolysis activity
Source: RefSeq, a predicted model, not a curated record
AUGGCAACCAGCCCACAGCUCAGCUCUGGGGCUGGUACCCCCAAGCCAUUCUACCACAACGACAUUGGCUCAACAUGCUCAACGCACGUCUGCACUGAGAAGAACACGGAAGUUCCCAUGAGUGAAGAAGAUGAAUAUCAACACAAUGAAGAGGUCGUGCAACUGGCUCGAGAACUCACCAGGCGAUCCAGUGCUGCACCAGGAACUCUCUUCCCCCAAGCAAGCGGCCCAUUGAACCCCAGCAGUUCAAGCUUCAAUGCGAAAAAAUGGGCAAAGGCAUUCUAUGACCUACGGACUGAUACGUCUGAAGGAAACCCACCAAGAACAACUGGUGUGGCCUUUCGGAACUUGAACGUAUUUGGCUUUGGAUCAGAUACAGAUUUCCAGAAGAGUGUGGGCAACAUCUUCCUUGAGGCUGGUACCAUGGUCAAGAAACUUCUGCAUGAUAAGCAAAGAAGAGUCGAUAUUUUGCAAGAUUUGGAGGGCGUUGUGCAGAGCGGAGAGAUGCUGGCUGUACUUGGUCCGCCAGGUUCAGGCUGUUCGACAUUUCUCAAGACUAUCGCCGGCGACACACACGGAUUCCACAUUGACAAGACCUCUGAGAUCAACUACUCCGGCAUCAGACCCGAAGAAAUGCGCUCGGCGUUUCGCGGCGAGGCCAUUUACACAGCCGAAGUUGACCACCACUUUGCGCAUCUCACAGUAGGCGACACACUCUACUUCGCCGCGCGAGCUCGCUGCCCGAAGAAUAUCCCAGAAGGUAUUUCGCGACGAGAAUAUGCAGAGCACCUACGGGAUGUCACGAUGGCCAUGUUUGGUAUUUCUCAUACUAAAAAUACUCGCGUGGGAGACGACUUUGUGAGGGGUGUUAGUGGAGGCGAGAGGAAACGAGUGACGAUUGCAGAGGCAGCUUUGAGCUAUUCGCCGCUUCAAUGUUGGGAUAAUAGCACGAGAGGUCUUGAUAGUGCUAAUGCGCUUGAGUUUUGUCGGACGUUGAGAACGCAGGCUGAUGUUAUGGGGUGUACUUCUGCUGUGGCUAUUUACCAAGCGUCUCAGGAUGCCUACGAUGUAUUCGACAAAGUACUCGUGUUAUACCAAGGAAGACAGAUCUUCUUUGGAAAGACGAACGAAGCAAAGGCCUACUUCGAAGGUCUAGGCUUCGUUUGUCCUGAACAGCAAACUACAGCCGAUUUCUUGACCUCUAUGACUAGCCACCAGGAACGAAUCAUCCGCGAAGGAUACGAAGGCAAAGCACCCCGAUCACCAGAUGAGUUCGCACAAGCUUGGAAAGACAGCGCCCAUCGACAGCAUCUUCUCACUGAGAUGGACGAGUAUAUCGAGCGACAUCCCUUUGGAGGCGAACACUACGAGAAGUUCGUCGACUCCAGGAAGAGAGAUCAGUCAAAGUCUCAGCGCAUCAAAUCGCCGUUUACCUUAUCGUACAUGGAGCAGAUGAGACUUACACUGGGCCGAAGCUGGGUGAUGCUCAAAGCUGAUCCUAGCGUGACUGUAACGCUUUUACUCUGCAAUCUCGUCGAAUCUCUUGUCAUCGGAAGUAUCUUCUACAACUUACCCGAAGAUACCGGCGCAUUUCUAAAGCGUGGACUACUCAUCUUCUUCAUUCUUUUGAUGAACGCCUACAACAACAUCUUGGAGAUCAUGACCCUCUACGCCAAACGAAACAUCGUCGAGAAACACGCGCGCUAUGCUUUGUAUCAUCCAAGCGCCGAGGCCCUUUCAUCUAUGGUUGUGGAUCUACCGUACAAGAUCUUCAACACCAUCAUGAUGAAUACGACAAUGUACUGGAUGGGUAAUCUUCGCCAGGAUGCCGGGCACUUUUUCUUCUUCCUCUUGGUGUCCUUCGUGACGACGAUGAGUUUCUCAAUGCUCUUUCGUCUCAUUGCAUCUCUUACCAAGACCAUCGCUGCGGCUUUGGCUCGAGCUUCGAUUCUGUUACUCGUCAUUGCUCUCUAUACCGGCUAUGCAAUCCCACCUCAGUACAUGCCUGUUUGGCUCGGAUGGAUCCGCUGGAUCAACCCGACAUUCUACGGUCUUGAGAGUCUUUUCAUCAACGAGUUCGGCGGCAGAAACUAUCCUUGUUCCAACUUUGUACCUAGCGGGCCCGAGUAUAGCGACAUCUCACCAUUCUCGCAAGCUUGUUCGAUUCAAGGUUCUGUACCGGGAGAGAACUUUGUACGAGGAUCUGCAUACCUUGCUUCGGCUUACGGCUACGUUGACUCACACAAGUGGCGCGACUUCGCUGUUGUCAUCGCCUUCACGAUUUUGUUCAUGGGACUUCACUUGAUCGCUACAGAGACAAUUGCUUCUGAACGCUCCAAAGGCGAAGUUCUCGUGUUUACUCGCAAGGAGAUGAAGAAGCACGCCAACAAGGCCUUGGGUGAUGUGGAAUCGGGCAAAGCCGGCGGUACACAGCUCGGAAGUGGCAAUGGUAACGACGAGGUCACGGAUGUUGAGGAGCAGACCUCGGUGUUCCACUGGAGGAAUGUUUGUUAUGAUGUCAAGAUCAAAGGAGAAACACGACGAAUCCUAGAUCAUGUUGACGGUUGGGUGAAGCCGGGUACCCUGACUGCUCUGAUGGGUGCUUCCGGCGCUGGCAAGACCACGUUACUGGACGUCCUAGCAAGCCGAGUCACGAUGGGUGUCGUAACAGGCCAAAUGCUUGUCGACGGAAAACUACGAGACGAAUCCUUCCAACGCAAAACCGGCUACGUUCAGCAGCAAGACCUUCACGUCCACACCCAAACAGUUCGCGAGGCCCUCAACUUCAGCGCUCUUCUUCGUCAACCAGCCAGAUAUACACGACAAGAGAAGCUAGACUAUGUGGACACUGUGAUCAGCCUUCUUGAUAUGCAGGAAUAUUCCGAUGCUAUCAUCGGCGUGCCAGGCGAAGGACUCAACGUGGAGCAACGAAAACGAUUGACCAUUGGCGUCGAGUUAGCUGCUAGGCCUCAAUUAUUGUUGUUCUUGGACGAACCGACUUCUGGACUCGAUAGUCAAACGUCUUGGUCUAUCUGCAAUCUGAUGCAGAAGCUCACCAACAACGGCCAGGCUAUUCUUUGCACGAUCCAUCAACCUUCGGCUAUGUUGUUUCAGCGUUUUGACCGACUACUGUUGCUGUCUCGUGGUAAGACCAUUUACUUCGGUGACAUCGGUAGAAACUCUAAGGUUUUGGUUGACUACUUUGUUCGCAAUGGAGCGCCCGAGUGUCCAGUUGGCGUCAACCCCGCUGAGUACAUGCUUGAGGUCAUUGGAGCUGCGCCGGGAGCUCAUACGGAUAUCGACUGGCCUCAGGUUUGGAGUCAAUCGCGCGAGCAUGAGAACGUUCAACAAGAGCUUGGGCGGUUGGCAGCUGAAGGAGAUGCCCAAGCUGGGUCAGGAACCCAAGAUGGAACUGAGUACAACGAGUUUGCUGCUACACCAUACAUGCAGUACACACAGGUCACCAAGAGGCUGUUUCAGCAGUACUGGAGAAGCCCUGGAUACAUCUACUCCAAGGUCAUUCUAUCCGCAGGCGCAUCCCUAUUCAUCGGUCUGUCGUUCUUAAACGGUCAAAACACCGAACGCGGUCUCCAGAACCAAAUGUUCGGUGUUCUCAUUUUCCUCACGAUCUUCACCCAGGUUGUCCAGCAGAUGCUUCCCGACUACGUCGCCCAACGAACCAUGUACGAAGCGCGCGAACGGCCAUCCAAGACCUACUCUUGGAAGGCAUUCAUGGUUUCUACAAUUCUGGUAGAGGCAGCAUGGAACUCGCUCAUGGCUGCGCUCUCCUUCGUUUGCUGUAUCCUCGCAUCACCAGAGGAACUCCCCGGCUUCUGGAUCUUCAUGUACCGUGCCUCACCAUUCACAUACGUCGUGGAAGGUCUGAUGGGUACAUCAAUGGCCAACGCCGACGCAGGCUGCGAAAACAACGAACUGAUCACCUUCACUGCGCCCAACGGUACAACAUGCGGCGAAUACAUGAAGUCGUACCUGUCCAACGUCGGCGGCUACAUCGUCAACACUGCUGCGACAGAGUGUCAGUACUGCACCAUCUCAGACACCAACACGUUUUUGGAGAGUAAGAGCAUGAGCUAUGGUAAUCGAUGGAGGGAUUUCGGACUCCUUUGGGUCUAUUGUGUGUUUAACAUUGCGAUGGCGUUUGGGAUCUAUUGGGUUGUUCGUGUGCCCAAGAAUAAAAAGAUGAAGAAGGAUUAG